Molecule: messenger RNA, 2078 nt
Organism: Mesocricetus auratus (golden hamster)
Lineage: Eukaryota; Metazoa; Chordata; Mammalia; Rodentia; Cricetidae
Gene: Wnt1
Product: Wnt family member 1
Exons: 4
Coding region: 67-1179 (370 amino acids)
Biological process (GO): neuron differentiation; cell fate commitment; canonical Wnt signaling pathway
Cellular component (GO): extracellular region
Molecular function (GO): frizzled binding; cytokine activity
Source: RefSeq, a predicted model, not a curated record
GUCACGGGCAGCAACCAAAACCGCCAGAAAGAACUGCAGCACAGAACCGGCAAGGCCAGGCAGGCCAUGGGGCUCUGGGUGCUGCUGCCCAGCUGGGUUUCCGCUACGUUGCUACUGGCACUGACCGCCCUGCCAGCAGCCCUGGCCGCCAACAGCAGUGGCCGAUGGUGGGGCAUCGUGAACAUAGCCUCCUCCACAAACCUGCUAACGGAUUCCAAGAGUCUCCAGUUGGUGCUAGAGCCCAGCCUGCAGCUACUGAGCCGCAAGCAGCGGCGACUGAUCCGACAGAAUCCGGGGAUCCUGCACAGUGUGAGUGGAGGGCUGCAGAGCGCAGUUCGGGAGUGCAAGUGGCAAUUCCGAAACCGCCGCUGGAACUGCCCUACGGCUCCCGGGCCCCACCUCUUCGGCAAGAUCGUCAACCGAGGCUGCCGGGAAACAGCAUUUAUCUUCGCGAUCACCUCCGCUGGGGUCACACAUUCGGUGGCGCGCUCCUGCUCGGAAGGUUCCAUUGAGUCUUGCACCUGUGACUACCGGCGGCGUGGCCCUGGGGGCCCCGACUGGCACUGGGGAGGUUGCAGCGACAACAUCGAUUUCGGCCGCCUCUUUGGCCGAGAAUUCGUGGACUCUGGGGAGAAGGGACGAGACCUGCGCUUCCUCAUGAAUCUUCACAACAACGAGGCAGGGCGCACGACCGUGUUCUCUGAGAUGCGCCAGGAGUGCAAAUGCCACGGGAUGUCCGGCUCCUGCACGGUGCGCACGUGUUGGAUGCGGCUGCCCACGCUGCGCACUGUGGGCGACGUGCUGCGCGACCGCUUCGACGGCGCCUCCCGCGUCCUUUAUGGCAACCGGGGCAACAAUCGCGCUUCGCGGGCGGAGCUGCUGCGCCUAGAGCCAGAAGACCCUGCGCACAAGCCGCCCUCCCCUCAUGACCUUGUCUACUUCGAGAAAUCGCCCAACUUCUGCACAUACAGUGGACGCCUGGGCACAGCCGGCACAGCUGGGCGUGCUUGCAAUAGCUCUUCACCAGCGCUGGACGGCUGCGAGCUACUGUGCUGUGGCCGGGGCCACCGUACGCGCACGCAGCGCGUCACGGAGCGUUGCAACUGCACCUUCCACUGGUGCUGCCAUGUCAGCUGCCGCAACUGCACGCACACGCGCGUACUGCACGAGUGUCUGUGAGGCCCUGCGCCUGCGUCCGGGAACUCCUUCAUUUUCAGCUCUCCCCUGAAAAACUCUCUGGCACCCAAGACUCACCCUAGCGCCUCCAAUCACAUUCCCGAGGCUCCUAGCGACCCAUCUCCUCUUCCCACCUCCUACCUGCGGGCUCCUUAAACCACUUGUCUGAGACGAACCCUUUUGCCAUCCUGAGGGCCCUGCCCCAACCUACCUCCCUCCCUCUUUGUGGGAGACCCCUUGUUGCACUGCCCCCUACUUGGUCAGGGGAUGAGAAGAGGGUUCCUCUUCUCCUGGGGGAGGCCAGGGGUCAGUUAGGAGGUGUUGUAGUCCCUGCUGUAUUGUGCCAGUGACUUCUCUGUCUCCCCCUUUGCUUCCAUCCUCUCCGAGUCCCUACAGACAGGCCCCUUCCAUUCUCACCAACUCACCUGGGCAUCAAGGCCUUUCCCCGCCCACCCUUAGCUGAAGUUAAGACGUUCCAAGGUGGAAGGGCGGCUGUGAUGAUGUGGGAAAUGAGGUUAGGAAACCCCACAGAAAAGCCUCCAUUCUCCUAGUCCCUGAUAUGGAGCCACUGAACAGCUGUGAACCAGGCCUCCCUCAGCCACCUCCCACCCCUUCCUGUCCAGCCUCCUCAUCAGCGUGUAAAUAAUUUGCACUGAAAUGUGGAUACAAAGCCACGAGUUCGGUUAUGUAAAUAAAACUAUUUAUUGUGCUGGGUUCCAGCCUGACUUACAGAGACCACUUUCACCCCCACUCCCCUGUUCUGCCCUCGGCCCUGUUGCCAUCCAACCUUUUUUCUUCCACCCGGUUUCUCAAAGAUGCCCCUGCCCACUGGAUCAGUAUUCCCUUCCCCUGUAGCUAUCAGUGGCUCGCCCCCACCAAUGUAUCUUUCUCUGAAGAAUAAA